AUGUACAGCAUGCUGGAGACUGAGAUCAAGACGCCGCAGCCCACGCCGGGCAGCGGCGGAGGCGGCGGGGCCGGCAACGGAGCGGGAGCCGGCUCGGACCAGGACCGGGUGAAGCGCCCCAUGAACGCCUUCAUGGUGUGGUCGCGGGGCCAGCGGCGGAAGAUGGCCCAGGAGAACCCCAAGAUGCACAACUCGGAGAUCAGCAAGCGCCUCGGGGCCGACUGGAAGCUGCUGAGCGACGCCGAGAAGCGGCCCUUCAUCGACGAGGCCAAGCGGCUGCGGGCCGUGCACAUGAAGGAGUAUCCGGAUUACAAAUACCGGCCCCGAAGGAAGACCAAGACCUUGCUGAAGAAGGACAAAUACUCGCUGCCCGGCAAUCUGCUGGCCCCAGGGGGGGGCAACGCGGUGAGCAGCCCCGUCGGGGUGGGGCAGAGGAUUGACACUUACGCCCACAUGAACGGCUGGACCAACGGGGCUUACUCACUGAUGCAAGACCAGCUGGGCUACAGCCAGCACCCGGGCAUGAACAGCCCCCAGCUGCAGCAGAUGCACCGCUACGACAUGACGGGCCUGCAGUACAGCCCCAUGAUGUCCACGGCGCAGACCUACAUGAACGCCGCCUCCACCUACAGCAUGUCCCCCGCCGCCUACGGCCAGCAGCCCUCCACGGCCAUGAGCCUGGGCUCCAUGGGCUCGGUGGUGAAAUCCGAGCCCAGCUCGCCGCCUCCGGCCAUCACUUCCCACUCGCAGAGGGCCUGCCUGGGAGACCUGCGGGAUAUGAUCAGCAUGUACCUGCCCCCGGGGGGGGAUGCCACAGACCCUUCCGCCCUGCAGGGCAGCAGGUUACACAGCGUCCACCAGCACUACCAGAGUGCCGGGACUGGCGUGAAUGGUACCGUACCACUAACUCACAUAUAAACUUGGCUGCUCCGGACGGCUCCCCGUCUUAAUCCCUAACCCCACCACCGCUCCCUGACUCCACCGGGACGUGCGGCAGUGUUGCUCGGCUUAGCAGACUUAAUACUAACUUUGGAGAAAUUUUAAAAAGGAAAUCCGUUAGUUGUGUCCUUUUUUUUUUUUUUGUAAAAAAAAAAAAAAUUUGAGCAAGCUGUUAUUUUAAUAGAGCACAACUCCUGCCUCCUAGAAGCUGCUGUGAAGUUUUCAAACCACGGCAACUUCUUUCCUGGUUUCUGCUAGGUUGGGCACUGUUUUGUUCGCUUAAAAGUUUUUAAAAGACCUUGCAUCUUCCAGUUUGAUUUCUAGUGUUGCAAUGACAUAAAAAAAAAAAAAAAACCGGCGGGCUUUUGUUUUUAAACUCGGUUGUUCACAUUAUCGUUGUGGUUUCUUAAGUGU
Messenger RNA from Haliaeetus leucocephalus (bald eagle), 1353 nucleotides. Its product is annotated as transcription factor SOX-3-like. Gene Ontology annotation, molecular function: RNA polymerase II cis-regulatory region sequence-specific DNA binding; DNA-binding transcription factor activity, RNA polymerase II-specific. The transcript is spliced from 2 exons. The record is from RefSeq and is a predicted model, not a curated record. Gene Ontology annotation, biological process: regulation of DNA-templated transcription; cell differentiation; anatomical structure morphogenesis. Lineage: Eukaryota; Metazoa; Chordata; Aves; Accipitriformes; Accipitridae. Bases 1 to 918 code for a protein of 305 amino acids.